Dacryopinax primogenitus is the source of this 1243-nucleotide messenger RNA. RefSeq lists its product as uncharacterized. Bases 1 to 576 code for a protein of 191 amino acids. Gene Ontology annotation, cellular component: mitochondrial intermembrane space; mitochondrion. NCBI's taxonomy places the organism in Eukaryota, Fungi, Basidiomycota, Dacrymycetes, Dacrymycetales, Dacrymycetaceae. The record is from RefSeq and is a predicted model, not a curated record. The transcript has 6 exons.
AUGUCUAGACAGCAACCUGCACUUGGUGCUCGAGCUAUAUUCACUCCUCCAUUUGUCAAUGAAGUAGCCCACGUAACGCCCUCAACUUGCUUCCAGCUCUCAUUAUUCAAAGACCUGAUGCGCGAUCUACGCAAAGCCGACGACUCAAUCACAAUGCGAAUGAAUCGGAAUACGGCUCAGUUUCGUGAUUUAGCACGAGAGAAAGGGGUCAACGCGCUGAGCGAACAGGAGGCGUGUUUGUACUUCUGGAGGGAGCUGAUGGCCAAGUGGAAGGGAAGGGCAGACAUCAUCGAUUACUGCGUGCAAGUGGUGGAUGCGGCCGCGGAGGAAAAGCGGCAGAGGCUGCAGGGAAAGUCAAUGUUGGGUGAGCUGCACGAGGAUUUGGAGAGGCGAACACGAGGGGAGCUGUACGCAGAUGAGGUACAAAAACGAAUGAUUCACAAUGAGCGUCAAGUUGAGACGAUCGUUCGAGAACGAUCUAUGGCGGUGUUCAAGGCACGAUGUCGCUUCUUUGAGCCGCCAGCUUCGGAUAAAGAAGGUCGAUUAUGGUGGGAUGCUGCGCAGUCGGGUCGAUAGUCUGACUUUACACCUUGGUCAUGACAGCCCUGAAAUUACGUUGCAUUUCGAAUGGCUCGGCAUUUCGGACCAUUUCAUUAUCACCCCGAGCGUUUUCGCAAGCAAUGAGUGAUUAUUAGUGAUUACUGGUAUCGAACGCACUAGGAGAGUGUAUUAUAGUUAGGUAAACAGAAAGAGUCCAGACUCGUUCGGUCCGUACCAGCGAGAAUUAAGCAAAAUAAGGUUAGAGCGACGUGCGUGUGUACAAGGGCAGAAGGUUCUGGAUUAUUCCUUGCUCCCCUUUCUCUUCUUAUUUUCAUGCUGUACCUGGAUAUGGCGCUGCAGGACGUCCUUCCUGGACAUGACUUUAGAGCACCCGGGCCAAGGGCAAGGGAAUCCGCCCUUCCGCUUCACGUGGAUCGUCUCAACGUGCCGGCGUAGGUCGCACCCGCGGUUGAACCGCUUGCCACAAGGCUUGCAGACCUCCGGCCGAGAGGCAUUGUUGUGGGAGGUGAUCCAGCGGCUAACGUCAGCUUGGUACUCCUCGUCCUCAAUAUCUGAUUGAUCCACGAAAUCGGGCCAGGAGGGAGGGGAGUGUAUUACCGGCGUGGCGGUGGGAAGUUGAGGCUGGUACACUUGCCCAGGCAUGGAUGGGCCAAUCCCGUAUGCAGGAACAGGUAUGACGUCG